Cottoperca gobio is the source of this 2225-nucleotide messenger RNA. It is a transcript of the gene nek3, whose product is annotated as NIMA related kinase 3. Bases 71 to 1459 code for a protein of 462 amino acids. Gene Ontology annotation, molecular function: ATP binding; protein kinase activity. The transcript is spliced from 14 exons. The record is from RefSeq and is a predicted model, not a curated record. Gene Ontology annotation, biological process: protein phosphorylation. Lineage: Eukaryota; Metazoa; Chordata; Actinopteri; Perciformes; Bovichtidae.
ACUACGUCAUACAAUAAUAAGGAAGUAGCGGCCAAACAAACAGCACGAGUAGAUUAUUUUUUGGAGCUUUAUGGAGAGAUACUCGCUCCAGAAUGUCAUCGGUGAGGGGUCUUUCGGUCGGGCUUUGUUAGUCUGGUGUAAAAUCAAUCAGGAGAAGUAUGUGCUUAAGGAAAUCCAGCUUCCCAAGAAUCACUCCAAAUUGGAGAAUUCGAGGAGAGAAGCCAUCCUGCUUUCCAGAAUGAAACAUCCAAACAUUGUGGCCUUCAGGGAGGCAUUCGAAGCUGAUGGCCUCCUUUGUAUUGUUAUGGAGUACUGCAGUGGAGGAGACCUGCUCCAGAGGAUCCGGCAACAGAAAAUUACGCAGUUCUGUGUUGAUGAUAUUUUGAGGUGGUUUGCUCAAAUGUGUGCUGCCGCAGAGCAUAUCCAUGAUAAACGAGUUUUGCACAGAGAUCUGAAGUCCAAGAACAUUUUCCUGACAGAUAAUGGGAUAAUCAAGCUUGGGGACUUUGGCUCAGCAUGUAUUCUGAACAGCUCAAAGGCAUACGCUCAUACAUAUGUUGGGACACCAUAUUACGUGGCUCCAGAAAUCUGGGACAAUAAGCCAUACAACAAUAAGAGUGAUGUGUGGUCUCUGGGCUGUGUUCUCUACGAGCUCUGCACCCUGCGACACCCGUUCCAGGCACCCAGCUGGAAGAGCCUCAUUCUCAAGGUGUGUCGGGGUGCGUACCCUCCCCUCCCAAAUCACCUGCCGUACGAGCUGCAGUAUUUGGUCAAGCAGAUGUUUAAGACAAACCCAAAAGACAGGCCGUCCCUGCACAGCAUCCUGACCUCUCACCGGGUUUCCAGACUCCUGCGUGCACAUCUGCCCUCCCAGGCGCUUGAGACGCAGGAACAGGGGAGGCGUACGGGUCGAUGGAACAGAGAAGAGGGAAAGAAGGUGGCUAAUCUUCUGGGAGAGAAGAGUUUAAUAAAAACAUCAACAUUUGAAGGUGUGGAGUUAGCUGAAGCCCACUGUGGAAGCAGAGAGCCAGGUCCUCGAAGGCAUUGGGCCGCUGAGCCGUCAGACACCGUGCUGCAGAUGUUGGCCAAUGCCAGCCUCGUUUCAUCUGACAGCAUGACAUCAACCAGCCAAUCCCUCACAGGUGUAUCAGAGGAGCCAGAGGACAGCAGGCAGAGGAAACGAUGGGACAGGGAUCCUCCUCAGAGGCUUCUGAGUCUGUUGGAGAAGGCCCAGCUGAGCAGAGCCUUCAGCACCUUUUUAAUAAGUACAGGAGGCGACGACCCUCUGGUGGGACCCCUCUUCCAGCCGCAGGGUGACCACCCUGACGGUCCUGAGCCUGAAGUGGCAGUAGAUGAAGACCGUCUGCAGCCUCGCUCUGACGACGAGGACACAGACUUUGAAGAAGAAUCUCCAUGCGACUGGAUGGAUGAAGUUGAGAAAAUGUUUUCAGACCACUAAAAGCCUCAUUUCCUCUGAGACAAUCACAAGGCUGUCAUUGAUGUAAACAUUCACUAAACACACUAACUGUUAGCCAAAAUCAUUAUGUAUAAGACCAUGUCUGGAUCUUAUAAAUGAGAACCAAUUUUUAUAGCAGGUUACUGUAUCCAAGUUUACAAAAUCCCAUUUAAGCUCAGACAGUGAGUUUUUGAUUUUGUAUGUUUCAAGCAUUGCACUGAUUGUUGUGAUUUCACUGCUACAACAAAAACACUCAAAUUCUAAUUUAGUAUUGUUCAACUUGUUGUCAUAAAACAAUUUCUUACGUAAAUAUGUGUGAGAUGUGUGUGUGUGCUCUGUCGAUUGAACAUCUGCUGUGUACUGUUCGGGUUACCAAUGAUAACAUUCCCAGCAGAUGGAGGCCGUCUGACUCGAGGCUCCUGUUUGGCUUGUCGGGGAAGCAGGAAAUAUUAGACUCAGAGAAGCUCGUGCUCCAUGGGGUCACAUCAUUUUGAGCCCGCCCACACCUUUUUGAUGUCCACUUCCUCUGCAAUUUCAAAAGUAGACUAAACAUGUUCUGUCAUAGUAUCUUUUGUCUUUUAUUCUCUUGGUGAGACUCAAACUAAUCUGGACCCUUUAGCUGUUGUGUUAUUUUUAAUUUGCUGUAACCACAAAUGGUGCUGACACCAAGUGUACAAUAAGUGUUUAUUAUGUACCACUAGGUGGAGUUGAAAUCACUUGUGUGAACCUUUUGUAGUGGGUAGGAGUGAGAAAUGUUAGAAUACGGUUC